UUAGCUGGGUGUGGUGGCAUGCACCUGUAGUCCCAUCUACUUGAGGGGCUGAGGUGGAAGGAUUUCUUGAGUCUGGAGGGCCAAGGUUGUAGUGAUUGGCACUGCGCUCCAGCCUGAGUGACAAAGUGAGAUGCUGCCUCAAAAAAAAAAAAAAAAGAAAAGAAAAAUGCAUCCUAUUGGUAGAACCCCUGGUCUGAGGACCAGGACUCUGAGACUCUGAUCACAGAAGACAUUUACAGGGGUCGGCCAGAAGAGUGACAGGGUUUCCAGCCCAGAGAUGAAGGUAGCCAGUUGGUAAUUGUGAAGAACCUGCCUGGAGAGAUGGACCUGGAAAAACAGGAGCAGCUCAGGAACCAUGUCUUUCUUUAGUACUUAUAUGCAAAAUAUAUGCUAAAUUACAUGCAAAUCGAUGUGUGACAUUGCAAUCUCUGGCAACUUGGUAACCAAUGCUGUAACACUGCCUGGUCUAGCAUGGUUUUGGCUCCCUGGGGCCACAUCCUGCUCUGUAGGUCCCUCAGGACCAACUAUCACAGACCUAAGGCCAGCGGGUCCCCAGUGCUCAAGGACUGUUUCUCCCUGAUCCAUGGAUUUUUCCAGCUGUUUUUCUUGGCCCAAGGAUCACACUCACAGGGAUGCAGAUGGGGGAAGGGGAAGCUGAGAAAACAGUGACGUUAGAAUGAGCUGGGCAAGAGGCAGAUGGUAGAAAACGGACAUGGAGAAAUGGCACUAGUGGCCCAGCCACCCGAGAUGGGAUACCUGGGAGGGACAGCUUUUCAAGGAGAGGCUGUGUUGGGCAUGGUGAGAUGGGUCUUAGUGGGUAACCCUCCUUUCCUCUCCAGACUGAGGAAUCAGAGUUCUGAUUGUGGAGUGCCUCUCUCUAGAACUGAGCUGCAGCCUAGGUGUCCCAGCUGCUUACAUCCAGGUCCAGGAUUAUGUCUGCUAACAGACGCUGGUGGGUGUCACCCGAGGAUGAAGACAGUGUGUGUAAGAAGCUCCUCAGGAAGACUCGGGAAUCUCCCCUGGUGCCUGUAGGCUUAGGAGGCUGCUUGGUGGUAGCAGCAUACAGGAUUUACCGGCUGAGGUCUCGUGGUUCCACCAAGAUGUCCAUACACCUGAUUCACACCCGAGUGGCAGCACAGGCCUGUGUAGUGGGUGCAAUCAUGCUAGGGACUGUGUACACAAUGUGUAGCGAUUAUGUGAAAAGGAUGGCACAGGACGCUGGAGAGAAGUAGGACUCCUAUAGGAGCCGAGGCAGUCCGACUUCCCUAAAUCAAUCCCUGGUAUGUUCCUAAUAAAGCAGUUUUGAG
Molecule: messenger RNA, 1307 nt
Organism: Cebus imitator (Panamanian white-faced capuchin)
Lineage: Eukaryota; Metazoa; Chordata; Mammalia; Primates; Cebidae
Gene: HIGD1B
Product: HIG1 hypoxia inducible domain family member 1B
Exons: 3
Coding region: 933-1232 (99 amino acids)
Biological process (GO): mitochondrial respirasome assembly
Cellular component (GO): mitochondrion
Source: RefSeq, a predicted model, not a curated record